Amphimedon queenslandica is the source of this 2421-nucleotide messenger RNA. Its product is annotated as spermatogenesis-associated protein 20. Bases 32 to 2317 code for a protein of 761 amino acids. NCBI's taxonomy places the organism in Eukaryota, Metazoa, Porifera, Demospongiae, Haplosclerida, Niphatidae. Gene Ontology annotation, biological process: carbohydrate metabolic process. The transcript is spliced from 13 exons. The record is from RefSeq and is a predicted model, not a curated record.
UCUAUGUAAACAAUCCAGACCACACCUUUUAAUGUCUUCUGAAUUAUGGAGGAAGUUUAUAACGAGAACCUUUAGCUCGGGCUUUAAGCUGAUGUCCACCAACAGUUGCAGCAAGAGGCUAUUAAAUAGGUUGGCUGGGGAGAAGUCGCCAUAUCUUUUACAGCAUGCCACUAAUCCAGUAGAUUGGUAUCCCUGGGGUGAAGAAGCAUUCACUAAAUCAAGGAAUGAGAACAAGCCGAUAUUUCUAUCGGUUGGUUAUUCCACAUGUCACUGGUGUCACGUGAUGGAGAGAGAGUCCUUCGAGAGUGAUACUGUCGCUAAAGUCCUCAACGAUCAUUUUGUCAGUAUCAAAGUUGACAGGGAGGAGAGACCAGAUGUGGACAAAGUUUAUAUGACAUUUGUACAGGCUACCCAGGGUAGUGGUGGAUGGCCCAUGAGUGUCUUUUUGACGCCAGAGUUGAAACCGUUUCUCGGCGGAACUUAUUUUCCUCCCGAGGACUCUUUUAGGAGUCCAAGUUUUCUUACAAUACUAAAUGCUGUACAUGAGCAGUGGACUAAAGAUCAUGAUAAUAUCAAGCAGAAGAUGAACCCACUAAUGAAAGCACUUCAAGCAGCUGUUGCUGGCUCAUCUUCACUCAAUCCGCAGUUACCUGGUACAGCUUGUAUCCAGAAAGCUGCUGAAAUGCUAGCGGACCGGUUUGAUAGCAAGUAUGGCGGGUUUGGUCAGAGUAUGAAAUUCCCUCAACCUGUGAUACUUGAUCUGCUGUUAAGGAUAUAUGCACGCUAUCCUUCCUCUGAGAUGGGUGAUGGUGCAUUAGCAUCUGUUCUCUUUACACUUGAAGCAAUGAGCAAUGGAGGAAUGCAUGAUCACAUUGGACAAGGUUUCCAUCGCUAUUCAACCGACCCCUACUGGCAUGUUCCUCACUUUGAAAAAAUGUUAUAUGAUCAAGCCCAACUUGUUGUCACCUACCUCAGUGCAUAUCAGAUUACAAAAGAUGACAAGUUUAAGGAAACUGCAGUUGAUAUAUUAGAGUAUGUAUUGAGAGAUCUCGGUGAUAAGGAUGGCGGAUUUUAUUCCGCAGAAGAUGCAGACUCUUAUCGUUGCCAUGGCGACAAAGAAAAGAAAGAGGGUGCCUUCUGUGUAUGGACUUGGGAAGAAAUACAGUCAAUAUUACUAGACCCCCUCCCAGGGGGCGACACUGAUAAAACACUAGCUGACUUAUUUUCGAGUCGUUUUGGAGUUAAAAAAGGAGGCAAUGUUCGGCCAAAUCAGGAUCCACAUGGCGAACUAAUAAAUCAAAAUGUCCUUAUAAUCAAAAAAUCAUUUGAAGAAUUAUCUAGCGAAUUUUCAUUGGAAGUUGAACAAGUGAAGAGUUUGCUAAUGGAGGCCAAAGAUAGGCUAUACAAGAUGAGAGCUGAGAGACCUAAACCUCAUCGAGACGAUAAAAUACUUACAGCAUGGAACGGUCUCAUGGUAUCUGCUUUAUCUCGUGCGUCACAAGUACUUGGUGGAUCUGAGUAUCUUGAGAGAGCCAAGAGUGCAGCAUCAUUCAUAAGAGACUCAUUGUACGAUAAGGAGAAAUCCGUCUUACUAAGAAAUGCUUAUAGAGAUGAGAAUGACGUUCUCAGUGUUAGCACUGUUGAAGGAUUCGCUGAUGAUUAUGCAUUUCUCAUUCGAGGUCUCAUUGACCUUUACGAAGCCAGCCAUGAUCCUCUCUGGUUGAAAUGGGCACUUGAACUACAGGAGCAGCAAGACAGGCUGUUCCUGGACAUCAAAGGAGAAGAGGGAGAAGAGAAAGGAGGCUACUUCAGUACCAGUGGAAUGGAUGAUAGCAUUCUGCUAAGGAUGAAAGAUGGUGAAGAUGGAGCUGAACCAAGUGCUAAUUCAGUCUCUGCUGAGAAUUUGCUUCGUUUGUCAUCAUUUUUUGAUAAAUCAGAGCUUCGCUCGAAAUCUGAGAACAUUUUUAAGACGUUUAAUUCAAGCAUGAUGGAGCACCCUCCAGCUAUGGCUGCAUUGAUCGGAGCUUUCAUAUCUUAUUUACAAAAACCAAAACAAGUUAUCAUUGUUGGUUUAAUAUCAGGAGAUGACACACAAGCUCUCUUAUCUUGCAUACAUUCACAUUUCAUUCCUAACAAGACUCUCAUCCUUCACGAUCCCUCGUCUCCCUCUCCACUCCUUAUGGAGUCCCUCCCUCUCCUUAAAGAUAUGAUCAUGGUUGAUGAUAAAGCAACAGUUUAUCUUUGUGAGGACUACAAGUGUGCAGCUCCAACCAAUUCAAGCACUGUCCUUAAAGAUAUGAUUCAGCCGAACAAUUAAAAAAUAAUUAUAACUUUACAUGUACAUUAAAUUGUAGAGCAGUAACAAUUAAUCUACAUAAAAGUUAUAUAUAUUGGUUAUUCUACUGAUAUAGUAAACCAAAA